Messenger RNA from Hymenoscyphus albidus, 493 nucleotides. Lineage: Eukaryota; Fungi; Ascomycota; Leotiomycetes; Helotiales; Helotiaceae. The record is from the annotation of a GenBank genome assembly.
AUGUCUAAGACUGAGGAUCCGACAUCCUUGCGGAGAGGUUCUGCUAUUUCGGAAAUGUUCCAGAACACCUACCAAGAGCUCUCCCCAAGCAAGGACAAGAAAACCAAAACCCGACGUUAUGGACACUCCGAAACUAACCCGUGUCCAGGUUCGUCAGAUGAUUUGUGGGAUGUGUGCUAUGUAUAUCAUGGUGCGUCGAGAUGAUGGGACGCGAAUUCUGAUGUUGCGUAUACUGUACACUUCAAACACUUAAUCUAUGAGGUUCUAUGUUGAUUAGCUUUACUCAGCCCGUAACCUUGGGAUGAAGACGCACACUGCUCGCAAGGCCACCAAAAUGGCAGGAGCAACGAAACAACCAGAAGAAAACCAAAGUGUGUGGUCAGCAUUCCAUCUAAAUCCUGACGGCAUGUACGAAUCUGCAUUAUCUAAGCAUAAAUUGCCUUUCCGAAGGAUUGUCACAGCUCAUUUGCAUUGGACUCGGUUAACCGGCUGA